Molecule: messenger RNA, 1086 nt
Organism: Trichoplax adhaerens
Lineage: Eukaryota; Metazoa; Placozoa; Uniplacotomia; Trichoplacea; Trichoplacidae
Exons: 11
Coding region: 1-1086 (361 amino acids)
Molecular function (GO): NAD+ poly-ADP-ribosyltransferase activity
Source: RefSeq, a predicted model, not a curated record
AUGGCCUUUGAUGAGCUUUAUUACGAAAACACAGGAAUUACAUGUUUCAAAGAUACUCAGAUCAAGCGAAAAGUUCAAAAGGGUUACCCUGUUGGCACCUCAUAUAUUAGCGAUAAUGUUGAUGUAGAAAAAAUAAAACUGAAAGCUUUAACGACUGACAGAGUAGAAAAAGCAGUGCAAUUACUUCAUCAAAUAGAUUCGGUUUCAUCAAAGAUGUCGAGUAAAAACAUACAAAGAAAAAAUAAAAUAAUAAAGCUUAAAGAGAAAUUUUUCAAUUUAAUUUACAAAGACUUACAUAAAAUCGAUGGAUUCCGUUAUUGCGAUGAUGAGUAUAAUCUGAGGGAAAUAUGGUCUAACAUGGAUGAUGUUAUGGAUAUUGCUGUAUGCUAUGAUUUAAUAGAAAACACUAAAAGAGUUGGCAAAGAUCUUUUGUAUAAAUUAUAUCAAAGCAUGAAGAUAGAACUAGAACCGUUAUUGCGUAGCAGUGAUGAAUUCAAUAUGAUCUUUGAGUAUGGAAGUAAAGUCUGUAAAAAGAAACGCGACCAAUUUUACAAUUUAAGCAUUGAAGAGGUCGUAUAUAAGGUUCAAAAUCACAAAAGUCAUAAAAAAUAUGAAAAAUAUUGUACUAUGGAUAACCGUAUGUUAUUAUGGCUUGGCAAUCGUGUAAUUAAUUACAGUCGAAUACUUACUAAGGGUUUACAACCAAUGGCGAAGAGAGAUUUUCGCGAUGUAGGUUUUCCGCACGGGAAAGGAAUUUAUUUUUCAGGUAAAUAUAUUCAUGUAUCACAAGCUGCUUUAGACUGUGGUUUAAGUAUUACAAAUUCGACAGGACUAUUAAUGCUAUGUGAAGUAGCACUUGGGAGGAUCACCAAUGAACAAUCAGAUCUAUCGAAAGCGCGUCGUACGGCUGAUAGUUUUAAAUUCAAAGGAAAAGUCGGACCCGAUCCUGAUGGAGAUGUUACAAUAGAGAAUGGUGUUGUCGUACCGUUAGGAGAUAUUGUUGGAGACUUCGACUGGCCAGAUGGGAAUAAGUAUCUUGCAUAUCUCUUUAUGAUUUCUAUAUGUCGUGAAUUGAUUAUUACAUAG